AUGCAACCAGGAAUUUGCUUGCGUGGCUUGCAUAAAAAAAGGGAAGAAUGCUUCCGGAAACAAGACAACUAUUUAUUAGCAUUUCUCUGUGUGUCGAGCGCUAAUGAUUGGAAAACAUUAAACGAUUAUUUACCGCAGCAGUCAAAACAUCUACAAAAUAGAAUCAGCAUCCAGCUUCAUAUUUGUUGUGAACAGAGCGAUUUAUAA
Clunio marinus is the source of this 207-nucleotide messenger RNA. Lineage: Eukaryota; Metazoa; Arthropoda; Insecta; Diptera; Chironomidae. The record is from the annotation of a GenBank genome assembly.